Molecule: messenger RNA, 904 nt
Organism: Amborella trichopoda
Lineage: Eukaryota; Viridiplantae; Streptophyta; Magnoliopsida; Amborellales; Amborellaceae
Product: small ribosomal subunit protein eS17
Biological process (GO): translation
Cellular component (GO): ribosome
Molecular function (GO): structural constituent of ribosome
Source: RefSeq, a predicted model, not a curated record
UCAUCACUGUCAAUUUCCCCCAUCCUGCAAACCAGCAUAAACAAACAAUCCCAAUCCUUCCUCUCUCUCUCUCGCUUUACCUCCAAUCUCCCAUCUCCUGCCUCUCUCGGACCACCACCUUCACCAGCCAUGGGCCGCGUGCGCACCAAGACAGUAAAGAAGUCCUCUCGGCUGGUGAUCGAGCGUUAUUACUCCCGCAUGACCUUGGACUUCCAUACAAACAAGAAAAUACUGGAAGAGGUUGCCAUUAUCCCCUCCAAGCGCCUGCGCAACAAGAUCGCCGGCUUCUCCACCCAUCUCAUGAAGCGCAUCCAGAGGGGCCCAGUUCGCGGCAUCUCCCUCAAACUCCAGGAGGAGGAGAGAGAGAGGCGCAUGGACUUUGUGCCAGAUGAGUCGGCCAUUAAAACCGAUGUUAUUGAGGUCGACAAGGAGACUAUGGACAUGCUUGCCGCUCUUGGGAUGCCUGAUCUGCCUGGUGUGGUGAAGCAGUCUGAGCCUGCCCUGUCUGCCCCCUAUGCCAAGCCCGUUGGUGCAGGUGGAUUUGGUGGUGGUCGCAGGUACUAGGGAUUCGAAUUGUAGUCAUAUUGAGGGAUUUUGCUAAGUUUAAAGUUUGGAGCGUAUUUGAUGGAGAUAGAUUACAUGUGGAUUUGGAUUGGACUUGAGAUGCCGUAUGCUAAAUGUUACGUUUUUUAAUGUAAUUUACACUUUUGGGGGGAUGAGGGGGACUAAGGGCUUUGUUGAUGAUGGAGGGUUUGGACUUACUUCGUUACUUAUGAAAAGUUUGUUUGACUCAAGAAUUGUGGGUUAUCUGUGAGAAGUUUGUUUUGAACUCCAGAAUUUUGAAAGUAUUACAUUAUGAACCUAGAUUUCUUUAGUUAGUUUAAAGUGUUACAUAAUUAAGCUA